AUGUUCAAUCUUAUAGAGCCGAAUUUAUAUUUGGGUUGUCGACAAGCAGCUGAAAACGUAAAUAUACUUAACAAACACAAAAUUACACAUAUCUUGACUAUUGAAGAUAAACGAUUAUCGCCCAAAAUCACAAAUAAUGAAUCUUUCACUACAAAAUUUAUUUUUCUCUAUGAUUUACUGAACCAAAAUCUACUAAAUCACCUUGAGGACACCUACGCGUUCAUCUUGGAAGGAAUGUUAAAAGGAACUGUAUUAGUUCACUGUCUCAUGGGCGUCUCCAGAAGCGCCUCCGUUGUAAUAGCCUUUAUGAUGAAGAAAUACCAGUUAACAUAUGAAGAAGCCUAUGAAAAAGUCAAUCAAAAAAGAAGAAUAUAUCCGAACCCAGGUUUUGAAGCUCAGUUAAAAUUAUAUGAAGCAGUUGGUUGUCAGCUGGAGGCUAAGGAUAUCAGUAACAAAUUAUUCAGAUUAUACAUAGCAGCUAGAGAAAUUAAUAGUCAUGGUUUUCUAAGUCAAGAGUUCUUAGAUUUAUUUACACCAGAUCCUGGAGUAACUGCAAAGACUGAAUUUAACUCUGAACAAUGUGCCUAUUUCUGCAGCCAGUGCUCGAGGGGUCUAGCGACCGAAUCGAGUUUAAUCCCGCAUAAAAAUAACGAUGAAAUUUGUGAAAAAUCAUAUUUUGUAAUGCCAAUAGCCUGGAUGAAGGAUGCUUCUAAAACUAUAAAAUAUACGCUAUUCUGUCCAAAUUGUGACACCAAAGUGGGGUCGUUUAGCUGGGGUGAAGACGUUAUAGGGUUGGUCAAAGAGAGCGGCUUGUUAAGAGAGGUGAAAGCGUCACUUUUGAAACACGUGGUGAAAGCGGAGUGCGCGGUUCCUAGUCGAGCUGGCGGGAUUUAUCGCGCCAUCUGCACAAAAGAUGCAUGUUCUUCGUGCUGGGCGGCAGUGUUUACGAUAGAUAGAACCACCGUUGUGGGUAGGAGAAUAGCCACGACCAGGAGCCCCAAACUUCGCUCGUGCUACAACGCCCCGUUUGGGUAUUUUUUUUGUGGUCUAUAA
Zophobas morio is the source of this 1053-nucleotide messenger RNA. RefSeq names its product dual specificity protein phosphatase MPK-4-like. Lineage: Eukaryota; Metazoa; Arthropoda; Insecta; Coleoptera; Tenebrionidae. Gene Ontology annotation, molecular function: protein tyrosine/serine/threonine phosphatase activity. The transcript is spliced from 4 exons. Gene Ontology annotation, cellular component: nucleus. Gene Ontology annotation, biological process: protein dephosphorylation. Bases 1 to 1053 code for a protein of 350 amino acids. The record is from RefSeq and is a predicted model, not a curated record.